AUGAACCUUUGGAUACUUUGGUCGCAUCUUAACCCAUGGUUGAAGAAUGAGACGAUCAAGAAGAGAAGAAAGUCCUCCCAUGAACUGGAGUUAAUAUGUUCUCAGACUUUCUCUGAAUCUCUUUCCGUCUCAUUCCAAACAAAGCAAAGGCACUACUUACAGCCCAAGUCGCGGAUGAUCGACGCGGCUACGUCGGACGAAGACAAGGUCACGCCUGUUUACAAACUGGAAGAGAUUUGCGAGCUUCUGCGAUCCUCGCAUGUCAGUAUUGUCAAGGAGGUCUCUGAGUUUGUAUUGAAACGCCUCGACCAUAAGAGCCCAAUUGUUAAACAGAAGGCUCUGAGGUUGAUAAAAUAUUGUUUGGGGAAAUCUGGCGUGGAGUUCAGGAGAGAAAUGCAAAGACACUCGGUUGCGGUGCGCCAGUUGUUUCACUACAAGGGCCAGUUGGAUCCUUUGGUAGGCGAUGCACUUAACAAAGCUGUGCGAGAUACUGCUCAUGAAGCUAUCUCUGCCAUAUUUUCAGAGGAAAAUAAACCAGCCCCUGUGGAAGAUCGUAACAAAAGAAUCCAAGGUUUUGGAAGUACAAACUAUGAAAUGCCAUCGGAAGAUAAGAAAUCAUUUCUCAGUGAGGUAGUAGGUAUUGGCAGUGCGUCAAUCAAGCAGGGUAUAAGUAGUUUUACUCAAAGUCACUCGUUAAGAAAGAAUGACAAUGGAAGCUACAAGAGUCCAAAUCUUCAUAGGUCAUUGACCAAAGAAACCGAGUACACAGAAAGAUAUGAACCAGUUGAAUAUCGCAAUGAGACUCAAGGGAGUUCUGGUUUUUCAAAGACCGUGGCUUGGGGCCAGGAUUCAGGAUUAACUGAGAAUGAAACAACUAAUGGGAAUUCCUCCUCAAGUCACUCUGGAAGUAAGAUGCCUGAGGAGAGGUUGGUGGAGACUAUUGUGACGUCAGGUGGUGUACGAUUACAACCUACUCGAGAUGCCGUGUUGGUUUUCCUUGGUGAGGCUUCAAAAUUAAAUGCAUUGGCUUUAAGUCACGCACUUGAAACAAAGCUCCAAUCUCCAAUGUGGCAGGUUCGCAUGAAAGCUGUCUGUGUCCUCGAGUCAAUUUUGAGGAAAAAGGAUGAUGAACCAUUUUCUGUUGUUGCGUCUUAUUUUAGUGAAAACAACGAGGUUGUAGUCAAAUGCUCCGAAUCUCCGCAAUCUUCCCUUAGGGAAAAGGCAAAUAAGGUUUUGAGCCUCCUGGGUGGAGAAAAGACAGGCACGCCUGCAGCCAUUUCGGAAAAGCUUGUGAAGGCCGAGACAGUCGCUGUUCCCAUGCCUGACUUGAUAGACACUAGUGAUCCAAAUGAUUUCAUUGGGACAGAAAAUUCCGAAGAAAAGCAAAACGACCCAAUUAUUUCAAACCUGACAACGACACCACCUGCACUAAUUGAUGAUUUAUUUGGGGAUGGUUCCAGCAAUGUUGCAACCACUAGUGAACUGAGAAAUGAUGACGACCCAUUCGCAGAUGUUUCAUUUCAUGAAAGUGAGAAUAGAGAACCCAUAGAUGAUCUAUUUUCUGGGAUGACUGUUGAUGGUAAACUGGAUGCUAGUGAGAAUCACAUAGCAGGAAAGAAAAGUGGCUCUGAACUAUUUGAUAUUUUUGGGUCUGAUGCAGGGGUUCCAAAGGAGCAAGAAAAUAAAAAAGAUGUUAAUGAUUUAAUGGCCGGUUUGUCCAUUAAUGAAAAUGGCUCAAAGAUGGAGCAAAAAGGAACUUCUUCUGGGACACUAUCUCAAACUCUUUUCUCAGAUUUAAGUAGUGAUCCCAAGCAUCAGGUCUCUAAUGAUGUUUUGAGUGGGAUUCUUGGUUCUCAAACUGUAGGGAUGAACCCAAAUUUUAUGUUCCCUCAAGGUGCUAUGCCAUAUAAUAUACCACCAGGGUUGAUGUUCAAUCAGGCUUUCCCUUCUCAACAGAUGAAUUACGGUGCCAUGGGAAAUCUCUUUGCACAGCACCUAGCAACGAUGUCUAACUUCCAACACCUUGGAAAUCUGACUGCUCAAAACUCUGGCGGUGUUCAUGUUGCAGGAACAACAGGAGGUUAUUCUUCGGCUUUUCCUGACAUAUUCCAAUCAAAUUUUCCAAUUUCAGUCCCUAGUUCAACGACAAACAGUUCAAAGAAAGAGGAAACAAAGGCAUUUGAUUUUAUCUCUGACCAUCUUGCAGCUGCUCGUGAUCCUAACAGAUUAGUUUAGCCUUGAAGUUAAGCUUCAAGAUAAGGACCUUAGCACUGUCGAUGAUGAGUUCGAGGCAUGUUUACCGGAGUAGGUUACUCUUUUUAAACUGAGAAAUUCGAUAUUCUUUUGCAAUAAUGGAACAUUUGCGGAUAUUAUCCACAUGUUUCCAUGUAAAUUGCGUCCAAAGUGAUAAAAGAGAGGAAUACUGGUGCUUAGAUGAAGAGCGGUGAAACGGUUGAUAUUGUCUGCAUACAAGAUGGAACUAGAGUGAGAGGAGUGUUGUGUAGUUCUAGCUUUGUCAGUUUUUCAAAUAUGUAAUGCAAGCACCGAUAUCAUGCCAUUCUUCUCUUUUCUUUCUUUUUCCCCUUUUCUCUUUUUUCUUUUUGUUGGUGAACAAUACAUAGCUCAUACAGAUUUUUCCCUCCUUUGUUUUCUCCUAUCGUCGAGAAGUACUUGUGGAACAUGCCUCGGGAAACAGAAAGCUAGUUGUGAAAAAAAGGAAAAAAAAAAAAGUUGCUCUUGCCGUUUAUACCAUUUUAUCGGGUCGUAUUGUAAACAAUGGAGAAGGUGGUUUCACAUUUUUUUUUCCCUCACCAUUCUCUAUAUGAAUGCUACAUCUAGUGUUUGUUUGUGUGUACA
This is a messenger RNA of Morus notabilis, 2856 nucleotides long. Its product is annotated as VHS domain-containing protein At3g16270. Bases 1 to 2235 code for a protein of 744 amino acids. The record is from RefSeq and is a predicted model, not a curated record. Gene Ontology annotation, molecular function: phosphatidylinositol binding; ubiquitin binding. Gene Ontology annotation, cellular component: trans-Golgi network membrane. The transcript has 6 exons. NCBI's taxonomy places the organism in Eukaryota, Viridiplantae, Streptophyta, Magnoliopsida, Rosales, Moraceae.